This is a messenger RNA of Eubalaena glacialis (North Atlantic right whale), 1883 nucleotides long. It is a transcript of the gene ARFIP2, whose product is annotated as ADP ribosylation factor interacting protein 2. NCBI's taxonomy places the organism in Eukaryota, Metazoa, Chordata, Mammalia, Artiodactyla, Balaenidae. Gene Ontology annotation, biological process: intracellular protein transport; regulation of Arp2/3 complex-mediated actin nucleation. Bases 277 to 1302 code for a protein of 341 amino acids. The transcript is spliced from 8 exons. The record is from RefSeq and is a predicted model, not a curated record. Gene Ontology annotation, molecular function: protein domain specific binding; phospholipid binding. Gene Ontology annotation, cellular component: trans-Golgi network membrane.
CCUCUCGUGGCUACCCAGGGACAGAGAGGUUGGCUCCAGGAUCGCCCUGCCCCCAGAUGCCAACGUCACUUCCGCCCUCAUAAUCUGCGACGUGGCCGGCUUCUUCUGCCCGGGAGAGGACGUCACUUCCGCCGAGUCCCUGACCUGCCGCUAGGAUCGCGACGGGAACUGGAGCCCGAGGUCCCCGCGCGGCCCGGGCCUGGCGCCCUGAGGGGAAGAGCGGCCCGGCCCGAGGGCGCUGGGGUAGAGACUUUGACUCCAGUCCCUUCGCUAGCCAUGACGGACGGGAUCCUAGGGAAGGCAGCCACAAUGGAGAUCCCCAUCCACGGGAAUGGUGAAGCUGGGCAGCUUCCUGAGGAUGAUGGGCUGGAGCAGGACCUCCAGCAGGUGAUGGUGUCAGGACCCAACCUCAAUGAAACCAGCAUUGUGUCUGGUGGCUAUGGGGGCUCUGGUGAUGGACUCAUCCCCACAGGGUCUGGCCGCCAUCCAUCUCACAAUACCACUCCUACUGGCCCCGGAGAUGAGGUGGCUCGGGGAAUCGCUGGAGAGAAGUUUGACAUCGUCAAGAAAUGGGGCAUCAACACAUAUAAGUGUACAAAGCAGCUGUUAUCAGAGCGAUUUGGCCGAGGCUCCCGGACUGUGGACCUGGAGCUAGAGCUGCAGAUUGAGCUGCUGCGUGAGACGAAGCGCAAGUAUGAGAGUGUCCUGCAGCUGGGCCGGGCACUGACAGCCCACCUCUACAGCCUGCUGCAGACACAGCAUGCACUAGGGGAUGCCUUUGCUGACCUCAGCCAGAAGUCCCCAGAGCUUCAGGAGGAAUUUGGCUACAAUGCAGAGACGCAGAAGCUGCUGUGCAAGAACGGAGAGACGCUGCUAGGGGCUGUGAACUUCUUUGUCUCUAGCAUCAAUACGUUGGUAACCAAGACCAUGGAAGACACACUCAUGACUGUCAAACAGUAUGAGGCUGCCAGGCUGGAAUACGAUGCCUACCGGACAGACUUAGAGGAGCUGAGCCUAGGCCCCCGUGAUGCAGGGAUGCGUGGUCGACUUGAGAGUGCCCAGGCCACUUUCCAGGCCCAUCGGGACAAAUAUGAGAAGCUGCGGGGAGAUGUGGCCAUCAAGCUCAAGUUCCUGGAAGAAAACAAGAUCAAGGUGAUGCACAAGCAGCUGCUGCUCUUCCACAAUGCCGUGUCAGCCUACUUUGCUGGGAACCAGAAACAAUUGGAGCAGACCCUGCAGCAGUUCAACAUCAAGCUGCGGCCUCCAGGAGCUGAGAAGCCCUCCUGGCUAGAGGAGCAGUGAGCCACUCCAGCCCAACCUGGCUGUCAAGAAGGACAUUGGGAGGGGCAGUCCCAGGGUGGGGGAGAUUUGGACAUGGGACAUCCCUUGCCACCUGCGCUCUGGCUUGGGUUCCCUUUCCCUGGCUGGGGCCUGACAGGAGGUCUGCAGGCCCAGCAGCUGCUGCCCUGUCCUUUAUCUUCCUGGCCACUGGGCUUCAUUCCCAGAUCUUUUCCUUCCACUCCACAGCCAAAGGCUAUGACAAAAACCACUCCCUGGCCAAUGGCAUCACUCCUCAGGCCUAUCCCAGUUCCUGGGGUGUGCCCCCUGACCAAUGGCAGAGCCUCAAAAGGCCCUGUCAGCCAAUGGCAGCUCUUCUUGGGCUCCCCUGGGCCAAUGAUGUUGCCUCCAAUAUCCUUUGUCCCUCCUCAAUGCGUGCCCAUUGCAGAGAAGGGGACUGGGACCAAAGGGGUGGGGAUAUGGGGAGCCCCAUUUCUGGCCCUGCAUCUGAAUGGGUCUCCCCUCACCUACCCACCCAGUUUAAUUGUGCUUAGAGCCCUGGAAGAUUGGGACCUAGCACUAGGAAUAAACCUUUCAUAAAAGCA